AUGUCGGUCAAUCCUAUGGCCUACGAAGCGCAGUUCUUUGGCUUCAGCCCCCAGACGUGCGUGCUGCGUGUUUACAUCGCCUUCCAGGAUUACCUCUUUGACAUGAUGCUGGUGGUGGAGAGCGUGAUCCUGAAGAAGCUGGAUGCGUUUCCCGACUCUAAACUCAGCCCCUUACAGAUCCGGAAAUGCACGGAGAAAUUCUUUGCCUUCAUGAAAGAGCACUUUAACAAACUCUUCAGUAACCUGGAAAAAGUGCUGCUGCAGCUGGUGUUAAACAUCCCUCCGAACGUGCUCCUUCCCGAGGACAAGGUCCACCAGCAGUACCCCUACAGCAAGGAACAGUUCCAGGCGCUUCAGGACGAGGUGCAGGAGCUGCAGCGGCAGUACAGGGCUGAGGCGUCGGCGGGGCAGGCGCUUCGAGCAGAGCUGGAGGAGCAGAAGAUUGUCCAGGCUGAGCUGGAGAAGAUCUUGCAGUGGUUUGCUGGGCUGGAGAGCAUCUGUAGGGAGCAUGGGACCAGCAACGUCAAAGAAAGCUUCACUUUCUUGACACAGAACUCUAAGAAACUGCAGGAUGUGCUGAAAGAUGUUGAAAAGAAAAGCAAAAGGGUAAAGAAGCACCAUCAGUUACUGUGA
This is a messenger RNA of Indicator indicator, 633 nucleotides long. It is a transcript of the gene MIS12, whose product is annotated as MIS12 kinetochore complex component. The record is from RefSeq and is a predicted model, not a curated record. Gene Ontology annotation, cellular component: nucleus; chromosome, centromeric region. Gene Ontology annotation, biological process: mitotic sister chromatid segregation; kinetochore assembly; mitotic cell cycle. NCBI's taxonomy places the organism in Eukaryota, Metazoa, Chordata, Aves, Piciformes, Indicatoridae. The coding region runs from base 1 to 633 and encodes 210 amino acids. The transcript has a single exon.